This is a messenger RNA of Salpingoeca rosetta, 1402 nucleotides long. RefSeq lists its product as uncharacterized. The transcript has 12 exons. Gene Ontology annotation, biological process: intracellular signal transduction. Lineage: Eukaryota; Choanoflagellata; Craspedida; Salpingoecidae. The record is from RefSeq and is a predicted model, not a curated record. Bases 14 to 1402 code for a protein of 462 amino acids.
CUUUUCCGCAAGCAUGACUGUGAACAGGUUCACCCGCAGCCUGCGGGCUGGGGAGCUCAAUGCAUUCUACGACCACGCAGCGCAGCUGCGCCUGCACCUUCUCGACAAGUUCAAGAUCAAGGAUCGCACCUACCGCUUCAAGACAUUUUCCCGAUGCUUCAAGGGAGAUGCACUGGUCACCCAUCUUGUUGAGACAGGGGAUUGUAAGUCUCGAUCGGAAGCCGUGAUGGUUGGCUGCUCCCUCCUGAUGUUCGGCGUCAUUCACCACGUCGUCGAUGAUCACCAGUUUGCCGACAAGCCCCUGUUCUAUCGCUUUCGCCAAGACGAUGGCACCUUCAAAGCGGACACACGGUCAUACCAGCUCAACUGUCGUCUGGCCGUGCAUAUCCACGCAGCCAUGCACGCCUCGGGCAUCAUGAUCAAGGACAGGGAGUUUGGCAUUCGCACCUUCUCACGCUGCUUUGUCACGAGGGAGUUUAUCCCCUGGCUCCUCUCCCAAGAGUUGGUCAAGGAUUACACGGAGGCCGUUGAUCUGGGGCGAAAGCUCACAGAGAACGGCUUCAUCCACCACGUAUGCGGGCUGUUCAUGGGCCACCUCAACCCCGCCCUCCGCCUCGUCGUCCCAAGGGUCAGGAACGCCCUCAGGAACAAGUCCAUGCAGGGAAAGUCCGGGUUCCACGUGUCGGAGUCUGAUGUGCUGCACCGCGUGCCGAUCAUGUUUGAGGAGGAGGAGCCCGCCGGCAUCGCCGCCUCACACACGCGCAACCAUCUCUACACCGAGACGCCAUCCCACCAGCCCCCAUCAUCGUCCCCAGCACAGCAGCAGCAGCAGCAGGGCGACGUUCGUGAGAAUGAGCUGUAUGAGAACAUGGACGAGGUGGUGGUUGCGGUGCAGGAUCGCAUGGACGCCAUGUCGCUGUCUGGAGAGUUCCAGCUCUCGUCCCAGACCGAUGAAGCCAUCUACGAAGUCCCCGCCUCCUCCUCCUCCUCCACCGCUUCAAAGACGACGAGCGAGCAGGAUGCGACCGUGGCUGCGCUGUCGGAGAUGUACAGCUCGCUGACGUCGUCCAUCGCGGCGGCGUCGUGGUACCACGGUCCGCUCGAUCGCGCAGCCGCUGUACAGCGACUUCUCUCCGCAGACAGCGGCGAUGGCACGUGGCUCGUCCGCGAAUCAACAAAGACCAAGCAAUAUGUGCUGUCGCUCGUUGCUGGCGGUGACGUCUACCACAUUGAGAUUGCCUGCUGGGGAUGGCCCAAGUCCCCAAUUGCAGACCACAAACCGGGGUUCACCUUCUCGCUGGAUAACAGCGCGCUGUUUCCGACCAUGGAUAAGCUGCUUGCAUGCUACAAGAUGGGCAAAGGCCUCCCUGCGCCCCUCAGAACACCAUGCCCGCGGCCAUGA